This is a messenger RNA of Zootermopsis nevadensis, 2419 nucleotides long. Its product is annotated as WSCD family member AAEL009094. The record is from RefSeq and is a predicted model, not a curated record. Lineage: Eukaryota; Metazoa; Arthropoda; Insecta; Blattodea; Termopsidae.
UCAGUGUGUCGUAAGGCGUCGUCAUGGCAGCAACAGCGUCGCGACGACCCUGAAGCAGUGACCGUGCAUCGUGAUACUGGUGAUUCACGAACAGUGAGAAGUGAACUAGUCUUUUCUGUAACCCCAUAUAAUAUUGCGAGCGAAGGGGACUGGGUUCGAAACUUAAGCCCGUGAUUAUCGGCCGUCGUAUUAUUGAUUCGGGAGAUUUUCGUUGCCAUGACGACAACACAAAUGCUGGAAUCCUGGACACCGUCCAGCUAGUCCCGUCUGUUCACGUCAAACAGGUUAUGUUCACGAUGAGGACCGAACAGCGCGUGCGUCGUAGUUGAGGCCUCAAAUGAUGGACUUAUGCUGUGUAGGGGCCGGGUGUGCGCCCUGGGGCUCCUGUUGACCUUAUACCUGGCAGGAGUCUUGCUUAUAUCCACUGUCACCCUGGAUGCUCAGCACAAGGGUUCCAAAGGAGGCGGGGACCGAUCUCAGGGAGGAACCGUGGUGGGGGGCGUCAUCAGGGUAGUGUCCAGACGCAACCGGUUGCAGUGGUGCCAGGCGUUGCGGUUCCUGGACGACCCGGGUCCCGUAGUGGCCCUGGCGUCAUUUCCCGGCAGCGGCAACACAUGGGUUCGUUACCUGUUGCAACAAGCCACAGGUAUUUACACCGGCUCCGUCUAUAAGGACUACGGUUUGCUCAAGAACGGCUUCCCUGCAGAGUCCGUGGUGAAUGGGUCCGUAUCGGUUGUCAAGACGCACGAGUGGGGGGCGGCAGCUCGACGGCCUUUCGACAAAGCAGUGCUCCUCAUCCGAGGACCGGGACCCGCGAUACAAGCCGAAUUCAACAGACAAAGCGGUGGUCACACCGGCUUCGCGUCUCCUGACAGAUAUCGCCGGAACAGGGGCAAAUAUUGGCAACAGUUCGUGGCAGACAAGCUGUCAGCAUGGCGUCAGACCAAUCUGGACUGGCUGCAGAACUUCACCGGUCCUAUGUACAUUAUGUUCUACGACCAGCUGCUGGGGGAUGUGACCACUCAUCUGCAAGGCCUACUCCGAUUCUUAAAUUUUAACGUGUCCGAGCAAAAUUUGGCCUGUGCCAUAGAACGUCGUGAAGGCAUCUAUCGACGCAAAAGGCGAGUUAUAAACUUCGACCCCUUCACAGCGGUAAUGAAGCAGGCGUUGCGCAAGGAGCAGGAUGCUGUGUUCGAUGCUGUUGCCAAUUAUCCGCAGAAAUCAGAGGCGACAUCUGUGAACGUACGGUGAUAACAGUGACAUCUGUAACGAAGCAAAUGACGAGCACCAGAGAGGCGUGGGCGUUGGAAUAUUGUGGAUAACGAUGACGAGGUUAUAGACGAAAAUGUAUUACUGUGGAAUAAUUCUGGAAGGUCUUGGAAGAGAAAGGACAAGAAUGCAGACAACCCACACAAGAGAAACUAUGGAUUGAAAGCAAUAACAGGAUGUUAAUAACGUAGAUAGAUUCAUAUAUUGUAAAUGAACGUCACUCGCUUUCACCUAAAAUAACUAUACGUGGUCUCUAACAGAUAUAGUAUCGAAAACGGAUCAUAGUAUAACUUGCAAAGUAUGACAGUUCUAGAAUAAUUUAAAAUUAACUUUCAUAAAAAUAAAAAUACUGUGUAGUUGAAUACUAUUGUCAGAUUUCGCCGAAAAAAGACGAGAAUUUUGUUACUCCGUGACAUUAAUAAGCGGGAAUUAUGAUCAUUUUAUUCCAGAAGAUGUCAAAAAGGAUGAUAACAGAGACAUGUAAUCAGAGUACCUUUUAAAAAGUCAUUGGUGGAAACUAGAGGAAGAAUCUCUCUUUGUAGAAAUAACAUUAGCCAGAAAACGAAAGAUGAUGUAUCGUGAGAAGAGUUGAGAAUGAGAGAUGUCAAAGUUACUGAAACUUAACUUUGUUAUCGAUGUUUUGCAUAAGAAUCUAAAGCAAUUUAAAUCAAAAUUUAAUUGAAUGUGUGUAAGAUAGUUGUUCGUCACACAAACAUAGAACAGGCUUUAUCAUAACAGUUAGAAGUUAGUAUUAUUUUGUACAGUCUGGCUUUCGUUAGAAGUAUUCGUUCUGGAACUUCUUUUAACAAUAAUUUUGUCUCUCAAAUAGGCCUACAGUGUGGCUACAAAAGAACAGAAUUAAAAUCUCAGUACAGUAUUUGGUGCUAAUGAAAUGAAACAGAAGACACUACUGACAAUUUCCCUUUAAACCCUUCAGAAAUCGUUGUCUCUGUUUCGAAACACGCUACAUACCUUAGAAAGAAUUUGCCGUUCAUAUCAAUGUGUGUUUGUUAUGUGGUAUAGUGCGAUGUAUAAUUAAUUUCUCCUCGAUUAUCCUAGCUCAUACGGUAAGGCAAUAACGUGGGUAAGUGAUACCCAAAUAUCUUUGUACAAUAAUGUCCAUAAAAUAAACAAUACAGUGUCUCGUUGG